ACUCUGACACACACACAAUCCUCUUCCAUUCCCCCUCUUGCUCACCCCCACACACAAACUCUGGAAGGUCUCUCUGUCUCCCUAAGCCAGGCUUCAGCAUUACACCACUGCUCUCUGGUCCAGCCAAAGUUGGAGUAUUUCUGGAAUGGGCAAUCCAUUCCAUGAGGAUAUAGCAUCCUAAAGCAUCCUCAGGUGCCUUUGAGGAAACUGGGGAGAGGAAGCCAGCCUUCAGUGGGGUGACCAGGGCUUGGCCGGAGGACAGCCUGGGCGCUGCUGAUUGGUGUGUCACAGCUGGGGCUACGAGCUGUUUCCAGUGCUUUUGUCUGGUGCUGGGAGUGAGGCUUGGCAGUGCGAGAGACGGUCAGAGCCGUUCGGGUGGGCAGCUGCGCCGUGUCCUGCUUUCCCUGCAGCCGGAUCAAGCUGCGGCCGCCACCGGGCAGGACAGAGAUGUUUUCUUGCUGACCUGAACGCAGCAGCCUGGGUUGAUUUUACAGGGAAGUGCUUUCUCUCUGAACGCAGUAACAGCAGUCCUGGUCCCCUGGACUGAGAAACACUAGUGGGGACUCAUCAGCCCAAGGAAGCCCCCAGCCCCUUUCUGAGACCUGGGAGCUGGGUGUGCCUGUGGCCUUAGUCCUGAUCCCAGGCAGGGGCUGGGUCCUCAGGCUGGCGCUGGGGGUGAGGUGUGGGAGAGCCCGCUGCUCCCCUGGGCUCUGCCGGACUGCUGGGCUGCCGGUGCUGGCUUCCCCAGGAUUGCUUCUCCUGCCACUGUCUGAUUUCCCCAUACCACGUCUGGGGCUCCGGGAGCCUGCGGCGGAGCUGCUAGUGGUCUCCCCCCAGCCCGCCUCCAGGAGCUGGGAGUACAGAGGGGCCCACCAUGGUGUUCCCGGGACCCCUGGCUGUCACCCUGCUGCCGCCCAGCCUCACACUGCUGGUGGUGCACCUCGCCAGCUCCCAGGAUGUCGCCAGUGAACCCAGCAGUGAGCAGCAGCUGUGCUCCCUGAGGGAACACCCCAUCGUGGCCUUUGCAGAUCUGAAGCCAUGGGUCUCUAACUUCACCUACCCUGGAGCCCAAGAUUUCUCCCAGCUCGCUCUGGAUCCUUCCAGAAACCAGCUCAUCGUGGGAGCCAGGAACUACCUCUUCAGACUCAGCCUUGCCAAUGUCUCCCUCCUUCAGGCCACAGAGUGGGCCUCCAACGAGGACACGCGCCGCUCCUGCCAAAGCAAAGGGAAGACCGAGGAGGAGUGUCAGAACUACGUGCGAGUCCUGAUUGUCACUGGCCGGAAAGUGUUCAUGUGUGGGACAAAUGCCUUUUCGCCAGUGUGCUCCAGCAGACAGGUGGGGAACCUCAGCCGGACCGUGGAGAAGAUCAACGGUGUGGCCCGCUGCCCCUACGACCCGCGCCACAACUCCACAGCCGUCAUCUCCUCCCAGGGGGAGCUCUACGCAGCCACGGUCAUCGACUUCUCAGGUCGGGACCCCGCCAUCUACCGCAGCCUGGGCAGCAGGCCACCGCUUCGUACCGCCCAGUAUAACUCCAAGUGGCUCAAUGAGCCAAACUUUGUAGCAGCCUAUGAUAUCGGGCUGUUCGCGUACUUCUUGCUGCGGGAGAAUGCGGUGGAGCAUGACUGUGGACGCACCGUGUACUCUCGGGUGGCCCGCGUGUGCAAGAAUGACAUGGGGGGCCGGUUCCUGCUGGAGGACACUUGGACCACGUUCAUGAAGGCCCGGCUCAACUGCUCCCGCCCGGGUGAGGUCCCCUUCUACUACAACGAGCUGCAGAGUGCCUUCCACCUGCCGGAGCAGGACCUCAUCUACGGGGUCUUCACCACUAAUGUAAACAGCAUUGCCGCAUCUGCUGUCUGCGCCUUCAACCUCAGUGCCAUCUCUCAGGCUUUCAAUGGCCCGUUUCGCUACCAGGAGAACCCCAGGGCUGCCUGGCUCCCCAUCACCAACCCCAUCCCCAAUUUCCAGUGCGGCACCCUGCCCGAGGUGGGCCCCAACGAGAACCUGACAGAGCGAAGCCUGCAGGACGCACAGCGCCUGUUCCUGAUGAGCGAGGCCGUGCAGCCGGUGACACCCGAGCCCUGUGUCACCCAGGACAGCGUGCGCUUCUCACACCUUGUGGUGGACCUUGUGCAGGCCAAGGAUACGCUCUACCACGUGCUCUACAUCGGCACGGAGUCCGGCACCAUCCUGAAGGCGCUGUCCACGACGAGCCGCAGCCUCCGCGGCUGCUACCUGGAGGAGCUGCACGUGCUGCCCCCCGGGCGCCGGGAGCCGCUGCGCAGCCUGCGCAUCCUGCACAGCGCCCGCGCACUCUUCGUGGGCUUGAGUGACGGCGUGCUGCGGGUGCCGCUGGAGAGGUGUGCCGCCUACCGCAGCCAGGGGGCAUGCCUGGGGGCACGGGACCCGUACUGCGGCUGGGACGGGAAGCAGCAACGUUGCAGCACGCUUGAGGACAGCUCCAACAUGAGCCUCUGGACCCAGAACAUCACAGCAUGUCCUGUGCGAAAUGUGACUCGGGAUGGGGGCUUCGGCCCAUGGUCACCAUGGCAACCGUGUGAGCACUUAGAUGGGGACAACUCAGGUUCUUGCCUGUGUCGGGCCCGGGCCUGUGACUCCCCCCGACCCCGCUGUGGGGGCUGUGACUGCCUGGGGCCAGCCAUCCACGUUGCCAACUGCUCCAGGAACGGGGCGUGGACACCGUGGUCAUCGUGGGCCCUAUGCAGCACCUCCUGUGGGAUUGGAUUCCAGGUCCGCCAGCGAAGUUGCAGCAACCCUGCUCCACGCCACGGGGGCCGCAUCUGCGUGGGCAAGAGCCGGGAGGAACGGUUCUGUAACGAAAACACGCCUUGCCCGGUGCCCAUCUUCUGGGCAUCCUGGGGCUCCUGGAGCAAGUGCAGCAGCCACUGUGGGAGCGGUGUGCAAUCGCGGCGUCGGGCCUGUGAGAACGGCAACUCCUGCCCAGGCUGCGGCGUGGAGUUCAAGACUUGCAACCAUGAAGGCUGCCCCGAAGUGCGGCGCAACACGCCGUGGACGCCCUGGCUACCGGUGAACGUGACCCAGGGCGGGGCGCGGCAGGAGCAGCGCUUCCGCUUCACGUGCCGCGCGCCGCUGGCCGACCCCCACGGGCUGCAGUUUGGCCGGAGGAGGACGGAGACCCGAACCUGCCCCGCGGACGGCUCUGGAGCCUGCGACACGGACGCCUUGGUGGAGGAGCUCCUGCGCAGCGGGGGCACCUCCCCGCACACGGUGAGCGGGGGCUGGGCCGCCUGGGGCCCGUGGACCUCCUGCUCCCGAGACUGUGAGCUGGGCUUCCGCGUCCGCAAGAGAACAUGCACAAACCCGGAGCCCCGCAACGGGGGCCUGCCGUGCGUGGGUGACGCUGCCGAGUACCAGGACUGCAACCCCCAAGCUUGUCCAGUGCGGGGUGCCUGGUCCUGCUGGACCUCUUGGUCCCCAUGCUCAGCCUCCUGCGGUGGCGGCCACUAUCAACGCACCCGUUCCUGCAGCAGCCCCGCCCCCUCUCCGGGCGAGGACAUCUGUCUCGGGCUGCACACGGAGGAGGCGCUGUGUGCCACACAGGCCUGCCCAGAAGGCUGGUCGCCAUGGUCUGAGUGGAGUGCGUGCACGGAGGAUGGAGUCCAAAGCCGUGGCCGGUACUGCGAGGAGCUGGUCCCCGGGCCCAGCACUUGUGCUGGAAACAGCAGCCAGAGCCGCCCCUGCCCCUCCAGGGAGAUGCCCGUGAUCCUGCCUGCCUCCAGUGUGGAUGAGGCCACUGGCUGUGGAGAGUUCAGUCUCCUCCACCUGGUGGCCACAGGCAUCUCUUGCUUCGUGGGCUCUGGGCUGCUGACCUUGGCGGUGUACCUGUACUGCCAGCACUGCCGGCACCAGUCCCAGGAGUCCACGCUCGUCCAUCCCGCCACCCCCAACCACCUGCAUUACAAGGGCGGGGGUGCCCCCAAGAAUGAGAAGUACACACCCAUGGAAUUCAAGACCCUGAAUAAGAAUAACCUGAUCCCCGAUGACAGAGCCAACUUCUACCCAUUGCAGCAGACCAAUGUGUACACGACCACCUACUACCCGAGUCCACUGAACAAACACAGCUUCCGGCCUGAGGCCUCACCUGGACAACGGUGCUUCCCCAACAGCUGAUACCACUAUCCUGGGGACUUGGGCUCCUUGCCUUCCUAAGGCACAGAGCAGGUGGAGGUGGGACGGUGGAGCCAGUUUGGUUUUCUCCCUCUGCACUAGGCCAAGAACUUGCUGCCUUGCCUUGUGGGGUCCCAUCUGGCUUCAAAGAGCUCUGGCUGGCGGUGACCAUGGGGGAGAGGGCUGGCUUCAGGCUGGCACACGGCUGCAGUUCCAGCUCAGCCCGGGUCUCUCAUGGCCUCCUUGGAACCCACCGUCAUGCUGAUCUCCCCUGCCAUGUCUGGGCUGUGGACCUACUAGGCGUGUGAGGGAAUUGGAGAGUGGAGAUGGCAGGAGGGCAGGCUUUUAGGUUUGGGUUGGAAAUGACAGCCCGUGUAGCUAUCAGGGGCCGAGUGUGCCCCUCUUUGGCUGGCCCCAGGAAGGGCCUGGGCUACAUCCUGAUUAUCUCUGAAAGAAACUAGUCAAAUGACCCCAGUAGUUCUGGAUUCUCUGCCCAGGGCUGGGUCAUUGUGGUGCUGCCCCAGUGUGACAUGGGGACCAAGGCUGGAGCAGGUUGUCCACGUUUGCCUAGCAGUCUGUGCUUUACCCAGCGACAUCCCUCUGGUCAGAGGCAGUGAGGACGGGGGGCUGGAGACUGAACUGUGCUGAGAAGUCCUUUAAUCUGGGCUGGCACAUUCCUCGGCCUUUCAAUCAGAGUGCAUGAAAGGUGACCCAGGAGGAAGGGAGGUGGGAGGCCAGUGGAGAUGGCUUUCCAGUUGCUGCUCAACAGAGCUGUUGGCUGAGACCCGCGUGGGAGUCUCUGCUGGGCCCUCAUCUGUUCAGGAACGCACACAUGUACACACACAAUCACAAUCUGCCGCAGCAACAAAAAGGAUGUUGGGCUGUGGCAUUAUUAAAGAUGAUAUCCAGUCUCCAAAUGUAACGUCGUCUUCGUGCAUAUGUGUGUGGGCUCCUCUUGGCCCGGUCUGGUCAAUUAGAGCAGUGCACUGGGGUGACAGAUGGUCUUCUCAGGGUGGGGGAGAUGACCCCAGUAGAGUUUGACUUUAAUAGAGGAUAACUUUCCAUUUGUGAGUAAAUCUCCACAUACACACGUUGCCCUAAACCCUUGUUGGAAAAGAGGGAUGAUCACAGAUUCACAAGUAGGGACACAAGUACACCAAAGGCAAUACAACGGGAGAUUUCUGCCCAUUGCCUUAGCAGCUCUAAUCGGCAGCACUUCCACAGUGGAAAUGUGUGAGUCCAGCAGGGGAGUAUUGAUGAAGAUUAUUUUAUGAGGUGCUUACAUUGCUGAGUUUAAUAAAACCAGAACUGACUGAGAAAUGAGUAAAUCUGUGAGGUGGGGGAAGCCCUCUGUAGUUUUGGCUGGAUUAAAUCAAAAUAGCCUCAAAGCCUCAGCCCACCACAUCCGUGCCACCAUUUUGGAUGAGAUUGAUGGACAUGUUAAGUUUAGAGAGGAAUUUCCUGACUUAAUUGGCUGGAUCAAUUACAGGAUUUGCAGCAAAAUCUAUUUGUAGGUCAGGCUGUAAAGUGUGAGAUCCCGGUGGUAGAGGAAGUAGAGGAUCUUGGGGAGGGGAGGAGGAGGAAGAAAGGAGCACUCCUGGACCUCGUGUCUUGGACUCCCUUGUGCUUACUGGCUCAACUGCAAUAGCCGUGUCCUCAGUCCAAGGUGGAGCCCAGUCAGUGAGAGCUCAGGGGACAUAAUGAGUAUUUCUGCAGUUUGGGGAUUCCUCACUGAGUUUCUAUUCACCCCAUGAAUCCAGAGCCUGUAGGGGCCUGUGUUAGAUCUUGGGGUUUUGGAUUCCCUUGAACCUGGUAGAGCCAAUGAAGUUCAAGAGUGUUCUAGGGCCCAGGGUGCCUGCUUCACAGGGGCCACUCAUAUAUGUCAGGCACUGGUCAGGUCUGUAGCAAGCAGUCAUGAAGAAUUCCCGGGUCAUGCCCAGCCACUUUUGACUGGAAUGGCAUCAGUGGAGUGGAAACCCAUGUGUGUCAUGGCAAAACACACACCGCGUGUGUGUGCAUGCACACACACACCAUCUGUUACAUAAAAGUAUCAGUCCUUCACAUGAAUUAAUCAUAAUUUAUUUAAACCACUAUGAUUUGUUUCAAAUUUUUCUUUACCAAAGAACGCUAUUAUGGACCUUCUUAUCCGUAUCUCUAUGUCCUUAGGGUAAAUUCCCAGAAGCGAUUGCCCUUAACCUCUGUGGCCAAAUCUCUUGCCGAUGGGAGUACACAGCCACCAGCAGCACAUUCUCAUUGCAUUAUUUCUAAUGCUAGUAGCUAACUCUGAUAAGUGCUGUCACCUCCAAGCACCAUACCAAGUGCUGAUCAUUUCUCUUAUUCAGUUCUCACAACAAUCCUGAGAGGAAAGUACUAUUGCCAUGCCCACUUUACAGAUGAGGAAACUGAGGUUUAAUAAAUUUAAAUAACUUGCCUAAAGUCACACAGCUAGUCAGUGACGGUUCAACCCAGGCAGUCCAACUGCUUGUUAUCAACUUGAUAAUUUUUUAAAGCGUAAUUGUUUAAGUUUUUAAAAUAUUUACUGAGUGACCAUUUCCCUCCAUUUACAUAUUGGCCAUUUGCAUUUCUUAUUUUUAAGAAGGAUAUUUUGUACCUUUUC
Messenger RNA from Globicephala melas (long-finned pilot whale), 6770 nucleotides. It is a transcript of the gene SEMA5B, whose product is annotated as semaphorin 5B. Gene Ontology annotation, molecular function: chemorepellent activity; semaphorin receptor binding. Gene Ontology annotation, biological process: neural crest cell migration; positive regulation of cell migration; semaphorin-plexin signaling pathway. NCBI's taxonomy places the organism in Eukaryota, Metazoa, Chordata, Mammalia, Artiodactyla, Delphinidae. The record is from RefSeq and is a predicted model, not a curated record.